UUCUAACAUUUUAUAAAUUUUACAAAGUUUUUUCAAAUUUAAAUUAUGAAAACUAUCACUGGAAAGUUUCCUCAAAGUUGUCUGAAUGUCUAUUUCGGACGAGUUGAUUGCUUGGAAGAUUAAUAUUUAGAGUUAUAAAAUACUGAGAUACGUAAGUCUCUGUUUUGUGAAUCGAAAACUUCACAUCAAAGAUCAGUUUCAGGAUUUUCAAAAUUAAUCCUCGGAAUUCGAUUAAUUUCUCAAUCUUUCAUACAUUUUCAUUCAAGUUACAUUACGAGUAGCCAAUCCUCGAGCCUCAAUAAAUCCACCAAUCAUCGCUCAAGAUCGGACUUACCUGUGCAUUGAAAAUAAGCCCUACAUGAAGACCUACACCUUCUGCACUCAAUCUCCUUCCUUCUUUUCUCUCGGAUCUCUUUUAUCCCUUCACAUAUGAAAUAUAUACAGGUAAAUAAAGCUAAAACAAACAGACUCGCUGAAACGCUCGUAAGGCGCUCAAACUUGCAAAAGGAAGGGAAAGAGAACGGACAAGCAGCGGAGAGGUUAGAGGGCAAAAGCAACGGUAAUGCGCUUGUCGAUUCUCACGGCGCGACGUCGCAGGAACAACUUCCGUGGAAAGCCGCCUUCAUGCCGUACGUAGAACGACCUGUCAGUACAACAGCUUUCACGUCGGCGGUGCAUGGUCGCGAGGCUUACGGCUCCUAGGAUCCGCGAGUGUAUCGUAAUUCCGGCUACGCAUUAUUGCGGUAACGAGGAUCCCGUUUACGCGCCGCGAUUCCGCGCCCGCCCGCCUGGCCGCCGUUGGACCCGUCGGCGAGACAACACGCGCAGGGCACGCGCUCUCGAUGAGAACCAGCCGCCGUAAUGAGAACUGAUCGUCGCCGUCACCGUCGCCGCCACCACCACCAUCGAGCUCUCACGGUCGUCGUCGUUCAGCCCACACGCACGUCGCCCGUCCGCGUCCCUACGCCGUCGUCGCGGUGCGACCCGUGAGGACGAUGCCCCGCGUCGCGGCGCAGCGUCGAUAGUGCGUGGCGUCUCUCCCUCGAUCGGCAACGACAAGCACACCGUCUCGAAGCGGUUGUUUGGUUCGUGCAUUCCGCGCGAAGGAGUACAGACUGGAAGAAGAGAGAUAGAGAAGAGGAUAGACAGACAGACAGAUAGAGAGAGAGAGAGAAAAAGUCUUGGCGACAGACCGACGUGCGUCGUCCAUCGCGUGGGACACCUCGCAGUCUAGAAGUUCACGUUCCGCAGCGGAGACGAAUAAGUGAACGUUAUUGGUAUCUUUGUUCUUAAAGCGCCGCGCCAAGCCGAGCACACUAUUGACAAUGAGGCAGGACACCUUAAUCUCGGAGCAUCCGAUAGUCACUGAUAAAGUUUCCUCCGAGAGCGAAGAGAUGGAGAGUUCCGACGAGCCGACCAGCCUGCAGUCCAUAUGUCACCUCCACGCCUCGGAGCUGUUCCCCAAGCACACGCACUUCGAGUGCGAGGACGAGACGCUGACGAUCCCGUUCACGCCGCUGAGCGGGGAAUCGGUCGUCGCGCUGGGACGGACGACGGAGGGUGUCCUGGCGCUCUCGAAUUACAGGCUCUACCUGCAGCUGAGCCAGACCUGUUACAACAUACCUCUCGGUCUCAUCGAGCAACUGGAGGUCAAGGAGAUUUUCUACUUGCACAUUGGAUGCAAAGACGCACGUUCUUUAAGUUGCGCAUUUACCACUAACGAGCACUGUUUGGAGUGGUUCAAACGAUUACACAAAGUGACCUACCCGCGUAAGAGCAUAGAGGAUAUAUUUGCAUUCGCGUACUAUGCCUGGUCCGUAGAAGAGGGCAAGGACUAUCCUAGGCUCGGAAAAGAUAAUAGUUCUUAUAUUACUACAUUUAAUUCAGAGGUUGAGCGAUUAAAGUUCAAUUUACACGGCACGUGGCGCAUAAGCCAGAUAAACAAGGACUACCGGAUGUGUCCAUCCUACCCGCCGCAGCUCCUAGUUCCUGCUUGCAUUUCCGACAAGAUCCUCGAGUUCGUUGCCAAAUUUAGAAGCUCUAGGCGAAUUCCAGCUAUCGUUUGGAGACACGUCAAUAACGGCGCCGUGAUAGCUCGCAGCAGCCAGCCGGAAGUCGGCUGGCUCGGUUGGAGAAGUUCAGAGGAUGAGGACCUCCUGAAGGCUCUCGCAGACGCGUGCAGUUAUGAUAAGGGCGAAUCUACGAUGGUAGAUUCGCCCAUUACGUAUUCCGACGCUGGUGAUGACGCUAUCACACCGAGCGCUGCCAAGAAAGUUUUAAUCGUCGAUGCCAGAUCGUAUACAACGGCCGUGGCGAAUCGGGCGCGCGGCGGCGGCUGCGAAUGUCCCGAGUAUUACCCGAGUUGCGAUAUACAGUUUAUGAAUCUGCCAAACAUUCACUCGAUACGAAAGAGCUUUCACGCGGUCAGGCAGCUUUGCGCGUCGGAGGCUGAUCAACCGAAUUGGCUAAGUUUGCUGGAGGGGACGCGAUGGCUGCAGCACAUGUCGGGUCUGUUGCGAGCAGCGGUCACCGUGGCAUCCGCGAUCGAGAGGGACGGUCGACCAGUAUUGGUGCACUGCAGUGACGGCUGGGAUCGAACGCCUCAGAUUGUCGCGUUGGCACAGAUACUACUUGAUCCGUACUACCGCACUAUGGAGGGAUUCCAAGUUUUGGUCGAGAGAGAAUGGUUAGACUUCGGACACAAGUUUGCGGACCGGUGUGGCCAGACGAUCGGCUGCGACGAUCCAAACGAGCGCUGCCCGGUAUUCCUCCAGUGGCUCGACUGCGUCCAUCAGCUUAUCCUGCAGUUUCAAUGUAGUUUCCAAAUGUCGCCAGCGUACCUCGUAAAACUGGCCCAGCAUACGUACUCACAGCUGUUCGGUACAUUCUUGUGCAACACCAGGCAGGAGAGGCUACAACUGAGAAUACGCGAGCGCACGUAUUCCGUCUGGCGUUUCCUCAAUUCGGCCGCCUUUGUAAAUCAUCUGUACUCGCCGUUGAAGAAUCAAGUAUUAUGGCCAAGUUGCAAUGUACGCGAUCUUGUCUUGUGGUCCGAAGUGUAUCUAGGCUCGAUGGAGUCGUCGCUCGGCAUGAGGGACGACAAGCAACGAGUCGCGAUGAUCGACAUCGAGGGCGGCGAGAGCGAGGAGCCGCAGGGACAGAUGACGAAAACGAGGUCGUACGGCGAUCUCAUGCACGCUCCUGACCACGCGGCUUACCUGCACCGAAGACGCAGCGAUCCGAGUAUCUCCAUAGAAAAAAAAUUUGACAGCCUGGCGCUCGAGAACGACGCGGAUCAAAAGAGCGCGAGGAACGUGGACGACAACAAGAACGAGGCCGCGAGUGAGAGCCUGUCGGAGACGGAAACCAGGCCGAAACGAUGCGCUGCGAAUCAGACGUCGAGCGACUCGCCGGCUAAUCCGUCGGUGGACAGUUCUACCGACACCCUGAUACCCAACAACGACUCCGUGGUGCCCGCGGUGAACGGGGAGAAGGAAGUACCGCAGACGAACCCGUCGCGCGACAUCGUAUCGCCGUGGAUCGAAACCGGCACCACCGGCCGGGCCGUUUGCUCAUCGUGUAAUCGCAACCACAACGAGGGUAGUGACGUGAGUGAUACUAGCGCCCCAUUGAUAUCAAGAACUCCCAGUAGCAUAUGUCCGGCUUCUCCAACCCAUCAGGACGUUAUGCUAGAUAAUCCUGACUGGCUGGACGAUGUUGACGGUCUUCCUGUCAUAUGUUGUGACGUCCAAAUGCGAGUACAGCAAAUUAUCGUAGAGCAUAAGCUCAAGGAGGAAGCCCUGAGAAAGGAGCUGCACACGACAAGGCUGGCACUAAUAAAACAAGUUUGCAAUCACAAUGCGGAUACUGAUCGUAUCGACGACAUUGGCUCGCUACCGGACUCGGUGGGAAGUGCCGGCGAGCACGGGGAGUCGCUGCCGUCGGACAUGUCCUGGGAGGCUGUGGAAGAGCUGGGUCCCGCGCCCACCCUCUGGGUGCCCGAUCACGCGGUGACUCGGUGCAUGGGAUGCAACACGGAGUUCUGGCUCGGUAGACGUAAGCAUCACUGCAGAUGCUGCGGCAAGAUUUUCUGCGCCGACUGCUCCGAGAACUCCACCCCCCUGCCUAGCGAACAGCUCUACAAUCCCGUGAGGGUGUGCAGCGACUGCUACGCGCGGCUGCAUCAUCAUCACACGAACACCUGUCAGUGCAGCAACGCUCGUCAUCAGAACGCCAAAGUGGAGAGCGAGACGACGAAUCCCACGGAGAUGGCCGUGGUGCCGGUGACGUGCCAGAGGCCGAAGAAGCUGCCGCCCACCACGACGAAGGACACAUGCUGCGACAACCUGCUGCAAGCGGUUCAUCAGAAGGCGCAGCCGUCUGUCGCGGCGGCCACGGCCAACUGAGGGAACGAGUCCGCCGAAGGGAACGAAGGAAAGCAGCAGCCCGGCCGGGAAUGGCGACGGAUCCGCCGAUCGAUCAAUUGCCGAUCAAUGUCGGCCGGCACCGCGGCGGCACGCGUCUGCCGUCGCCGUCGGAUUUAUACAUAAUUUGUAACGGAUACACACACACACACACACCCCCACACACCCAUACACACACACACCAUACACGGCAUGCGGACUAACGCGUUUUAGGCUCUCCUGUGAGCGAGCUAAUAUAUUUAUUGCUAGAUUAAUAAUUUGUACGAACAAGUGUAUAGAGCGGGCACGGUGAAAAAAAGCGGUACGUGAACGGAGAGUCAGUAUACGAGGUUGUUGUAUAUAAUUUUAGGAGUAACUCGAGCUAAACAAAAAUUCCCGGCUUCUGAAAAACGUAGAGGGAGGAGAUGCUUCGAGUUCGAUUCGUUUCUAGGUACCUCCGCGCUUAGCACAACAGGGCAGGGUGGUAAGAGCGGUGAGGCAAGUUUCGGACAGGCUGUGAUCGACGUCUAAUCUUUCUAGACGACUACACUACGAAGCAAAGCGCUAAUUAAUUGUCAAUUGAUGAUCACGAGAUGACGAUGGCGAUCGAUUUGAAAGAAACGAACGAGAGGGCCGUGUUUCUUAUAUCUCCGCCGAUGUACGAGAGAAAUUGGGAUAUUAAAUGUCAUUAUCGCAUCGC
Molecule: messenger RNA, 5103 nt
Organism: Ooceraea biroi (clonal raider ant)
Lineage: Eukaryota; Metazoa; Arthropoda; Insecta; Hymenoptera; Formicidae
Product: myotubularin-related protein 3
Biological process (GO): phosphatidylinositol dephosphorylation; regulation of autophagy
Cellular component (GO): membrane; cytoplasm
Molecular function (GO): phosphatidylinositol-3-phosphate phosphatase activity; phosphatidylinositol-3,5-bisphosphate 3-phosphatase activity; protein phosphatase binding
Source: RefSeq, a predicted model, not a curated record